AUGCAGUUCGAGCGCUUCUCAGACUUCUUUGCCCCGCCGCAGGCUGGCGCGAGGGUUGUGGAGGUGACGGGGUAUACCGCUGGCCAGUGGGGCAAGGACGAGUGGGAUGAUUGCCGAGGUCGAUACGACAUCUUCGUUGGCACCCCGGAGGUUUUCAGGCAAGCUCUCAUCGACACAGGUUUCCUCCGCCUGGAAGACUUCUCCCUCUUCGUGGUCGACGAAUGCCACCAUGUGUCUGGCGAGUCGGACGCGGCGGCGUUGAUGGCACACUUGCACUGCGACGCCGAGAACGAGCGCCCGCGCCGAAAGCCGCACGCGCGUGUGCGGGUUCUGGGGCUCACUGCUUCCAUCGUGAAGUGCAAGGCCGAACAGCGCCAUACUUUUGAGGAGCAUCGCCAGGCUCUUGUUGACGCUAUGCAGGCGCGCAUAGAAGUGUGCAGAGGGCCACCUCGUUACCCACCUAAGUUCAGAAAGGUAGAUUUUCAGGUGCCCCCCGAGGGCACCAGGUGCCUCGCGGAGCGACUGUGCAGAAUUGUGCUCGAGUGCGUUACGGAGCACGGUGUGAAGUCGAGCGAAAAGGCAUUCCAGAAGAUUAUCCGUGCCUCCAGCGUUGUCCUCGAGCAGCUUGGUCGGGACGCUUUCGUUUGGUCGCUCGAGCACGGCAUCGUCCCCCAGAUCGAGGCCAAGAUCGACGACGGGAAAGCGAUGCCCGAGACAGAGCGGCAUGCCCUGUUUCUGGAGGGACACCUGGACGCCCUCCGAGAGGGCAUCGGAGCGGCCAUGGUGCAGGUGAAGCAGGAGAUUUUGGAUGCGGUUUCAGUGAAAGCAGUCAGCGACAAGGUGAAAGCGGUUGUGGGAGUUCUGCGGGGGACGUUUGCUGACCAGCAGUUGCACGGCAUGGUGUUCGUGUCCGAGGUGAGCCUGGCCAUGCCGCUGGCCAAGUUGCUUCAAGACGAGCUCCGCAUGGAUGUGGAGGUCACUUCGGGCACCGGGUCUAUGAAAGAGCAGGACCGCAACGAUGCAUUCUGGAGGUUUCGUACUGGCAAGUCGCGCCUUCUCGUAUGCACCAACUGCGCCGAGGAGGGCGUGGACGUCUCCGCCUGCGCGUUCGUGGUCCGCUUCAGUGCCAUCCACACCUCGAAGGCCCACAUCCAAGGCGCUGGCCGAGCACGACUGCCUAGGGCGACCAUAUUCUACGUGGAGAACGACCCACCCGUGGAGAUCCAGAGGGCUGGGCUCAUGCAAGAAGUCGCGGCAGACGAGUCGCUGCCUGGCCCGUCUCCCGCCGCGGGCCGGCUGCCAGUGGGCUUCGAGCGCAUCCCUGGCAUGCACCCGUACGUUUGCCCCAGCACCGGUGCACAGGUGAAUUUCUCGGCGAAGCUGCUUUGGCUGUACGUCGCCAAGCUCACCAGCGGCCAGGCCACCAUCAGGGGCCGGACGCAGAAGGAGGAGGACGCCGCCGUGCCGAAGGUGCCACUGCUGGUCGACGCCUCGCAUGCGGGUGGCCCCGGGCUUGUGCUGCCGGGCCCAGGCGGGGGUUGCGUGCUGGCGGAGGCGGACGCCCGCCGCUUCUUCGAGGGCGCCCCGCGCGCGGCCGCGGUGCCGCCCGGCGUGGAGGUGCAGCUCUUCUACGUGGCCCUGCUGGUCCUGCGCCGCAGGGGCUGGCUCGACGAGCACAACCGCGUCCCGAGCAGGGUGCUGAGGGAGGCCGUGUGGCCCGUCGAGGUCAAGGACGGGACGUGCCGCCGCUGGUGCUGGAGCCAGGCUGGUGGCCGCCAGGGGUGCUCGGAGGCGUGCGCGAGCCCGCGCCAACGAGGAUGCCGGCCAGACACGGCGACGACGGGCCCGAGCGGCUGCGGCUCGCGAGCGGCAAGGAGCAGACCAAGCUCGGCGUGGUCAGGCUGGACCCGUGCGAGAUCCAGAACACGCAGAGGACAUCUUUGGAAGACAUUUUCUGACGGGCAGAGCGUCUUCAAGCUUAUGGUGGCGCUGGCCCUUGGAGAAAGCAAGGUUACCGACUUUCCCGCCAUUCGCGUAUCGUUCGAUGAGAGAUCGCGGCAGUGGUUUUCAGCAGACAACCGCCGCUGCUUCGUGUUGAAGGUCGUGGCCCCGUUGAUCGAGUUGGUUUCGGUUGAAGUGGAGCAGAUCAACUGGACCUCGGAGAUGGACAACAAGUUGGCUCAGAGGACAAUACCCAACCUUGUUUGGGCUACGACUCCAGAGAGUGUCGACGAGGUGCGCCAGGAGGUAAGGGACGCCGUGGAGUCGGCGUCCCAUGGAGCAGCGCCGAAGCACGACAGAAAGCAGGAUGUUGCCGAUCCGCUUGCGGCUGCUCUUGCGGCUGAGGUUGCCGAGCGCCUGGAGGAGACUGGCGCGGGGGCGCAGAGCGCUGCUGCGUACAUGCCAGCGCAGGUAGGACGGGCGAGGCCGCGCCUCGCCCUGACGCCCUACGCGCUGGCCAGGGCAGCGCAGCCUCGAGGGGUGGCACCGACAGCUCGCUGCGAGGGCAUCUUCCAGGGCGUGCCAGUGGCGCCAGGGCCUCUGGAGGGCGGCCGUGGCAGCGACGCCGGCCUGCCUGCGCCUGGGCUGGCGGGAAGUCUCACGCCGCCGGCCUUGCCCAACGCAGCCCGCUGCGCGGGAGCUCAUCAGGGCGAGCCAAUGGUACCAGGGCCGCUGGUGGGUUCCAUUAGCAGCGACGGUGCUUCGCUUGCGCCAGGGUUUGUGGAGAGCUCCACGCCGCCAGCAUCGCUUGGCACAGAGGGCAGCCACCAGGGCGUGCCAAAGGCGCCAGCGCCGCUGGGGGUCUGCAGCGCCAACGACGCCGCCUCGCUGGCACCAGGGCCUGUGCUGGGCCCACUGCCACUGGCACCGCCGAGAGCGUCUCACUGCUUGGGCAGGCAGGCCCCGCGCGCGGCAGGCCCCAUGGAGAUCCAGACGUCCCUGCCGACGCGUGCCGCAUUCAAUGACGUGGGCUGCCGCCAGGGCGUGCCACUGGUGCCAGAGCCGCUGGUGGCCGGCCACAGCAGUGCCCGCGCCCCACGGGCGCCAGGACCCGUCCUGCACGCGGGCGGGGGAAGUCCUGCGCUGGCAACGCUGCCGGGCACGGAGUACGGCAGAGAUCGGGUCGCGCGCAUCCUGAGGAACGUGCAGGCGCAGGUGCGGGCGCAGCCGCAGCCGCGCGUGCCGCCAGGUCCCCGUCUGCAGCCCCCAGCCGCCCCACAGCCGGCGCCGCGGCCGGCCAAGGCCCCGCUGAAGCGCGACGCCAGCGACUGCGAGCGGGUCCUGGGCCUGGUUGCCAGGGACCUUGCGCGAGCCGUGAGGCCUGGGGAGCUGGCGAGGGACCCGGUCAGCGUGCUGAACCUGGCGGUCAUGGGCCAUUUCAAGCCCCACUCGGAGGGCCGCGGCGAGGACUGGCCCGCUGGAACACCCAGGUCGAGGUCGGCUGAGGCCUUGUGUGGCCAGGGGCCUCGACGCACCUGGGGCCUGCACCACCAUUCCCUGGUCCUCGUCCCUCGCGUCGUCCUUUGUCCUCCUCGCCUUCAUCCUUCUAUCCCUCCUCGGCCUCUUCUCCCUCCUUCUGCUCCUCCAGCUCCUCCACCUCCACCUCCGGCUCCUGUCCCACUCCUCAUCCUCUGCUUUUCUGUCUUUAUUCGUGGGCAUAAAAAACGCCCCUACCCUGGUUUACGAGGCGCU
Molecule: messenger RNA, 3693 nt
Organism: Prorocentrum cordatum
Lineage: Eukaryota; Dinophyceae; Prorocentrales; Prorocentraceae
Source: the annotation of a GenBank genome assembly